AGUUCUGGAUGCCCGAUGACGUACUCAGCGAGAGGGGUGCAGGACUACAUUUCCCAAUAUGCUCCGAGGUGGGCAGGACCCGGAAGUGAGGGCGUGCGAGGCCUCUCUGGAAGUUGUCUCGGGUGUUCGCCGCUGGAGCUCCGGGUCCAGAGGACGAGGUGCAGCUGCGGGGAGGAUCGUCCGCUGCCGCCGGCUCCCGGAGCCCAGCCCUUUCCUAACCCAACCCAACCCUGCCCAGUCCCAGCCGCGAACCCCGGCGUUACCAUGAAUCCUGCCGUCUUCCUAUCCUUACCCGACCUCAGAUGCUUCCUGCUGCUCCUGGUAACCUGGGUUUUUACUCCUGUAACAACUGAAAUAACAAGUCUUGAUACAGAGAAUAUAGAUGACAUUUUAAACAAUGCUGAUGUUGCUUUAGUAAAUUUUUAUGCUGACUGGUGUCGUUUCAGCCAAAUGUUGCAUCCAAUUUUUGAGGAAGCUUCUAAUGUCAUUAAGGAAGAAUAUCCCAAUGAAAAUCAAGUAGUGUUUGCCAGAGUUGAUUGUGAUCAGCACUCUGAUAUAGCCCAGAGAUAUAGGAUAAGCAAAUACCCAACCCUCAAAUUAUUUCGUAAUGGGAUGAUGAUGAAGAGAGAAUACAGGGGCCAGCGCUCAGUGAAAGCUCUUGCAGAUUACAUCAGGCAACAAAAAAGCGACCCUGUUCAAGAACUUCAUGACUUAGCAGAAAUCACCACUCUUGAUCGCAGCAAGAGAAAUAUCAUUGGAUAUUUUGAGCAAAAGGAUUCAGAAAACUAUAGAGUUUUUGAAAGAGUAGCAAAUAUUUUGCACGAUGAUUGUGCCUUCCUUUCUGCAUUUGGAGCUGUUUCAAAGCCAGAAAGAUACAGUGGAGACAACAUAAUCUACAAACCACCAGGGCAUUCUGCUCCAGAUAUGGUAUACUUGGGAUCUAUGACAAAUUUCGAUGGGACUUACAAUUGGAUUCAAGAUAAAUGUGUUCCUCUUGUUCGAGAAAUAACAUUUGAAAAUGGAGAGGAAUUGACAGAAGAAGGACUGCCUUUUCUCAUACUCUUCCACAUGAAAGAAGAUACGGAAAGUUUAGAAAUAUUCCAGAAUGAAGUAGCCCGACAAUUAAUAAGUGAAAAAGGUACCAUAAACUUUUUGCAUGCGGACUGUGACAAAUUUAGACAUCCACUUUUGCACAUACAGAAAACUCCAGCAGACUGCCCUGUCAUAGCUAUUGACAGCUUUAGGCACAUGUAUGUGUUUGGAGACUUCAGGGAUGUGUUAAUUCCUGGAAAACUCAAGCAGUUCGUAUUUGACUUACAUUCUGGAAAACUGCACAGAGAAUUCCAUCAUGGUCCUGACCCAACUGAUAUAGCCCCAGGACAGCAAGUCCAAGAUGUAGCAAGCAGUCCACCUGAGAGCUCCUUCCAGAAAUUAGCACCCAGCGAAUAUAGGUAUACUUUAUUGAGGGAUCGAGAUGAGCUUUAAAAACUUGAAAAACAAUUUGCAAGCCUUUCAAACAGCAGCAUCAACUUACGUGGUGGAAAUAGUAAACCUAUAUUUUCAUAAUUCUAUGUGUAUUUUUAUUUUGAAUAAACUGAAAGAAGUUUUGGGUUUUUAAUUUUUUUUUCUCCCCCUGACUCAAAAUGCAUUGUCAUUUAAUAUAGCCUCUUUUUAAAAAUCUGUUAGGGAU
Molecule: messenger RNA, 1690 nt
Organism: Lutra lutra (Eurasian river otter)
Lineage: Eukaryota; Metazoa; Chordata; Mammalia; Carnivora; Mustelidae
Gene: ERP44
Product: endoplasmic reticulum protein 44
Exons: 12
Coding region: 16-1485 (489 amino acids)
Source: RefSeq, a predicted model, not a curated record